GUUAGGGGGAAACUAGGCGUCGUGUGUUGCCAGAUUUGUUUAUCUUGAAACUCAAGAGAGAAGGAAUAAGAGUAAAUACUGGAAAGGGUUUUGUGUAAUGUUGAUGAGCAGGUCAGGGGGUUAGUACGUGAAUCUUUUGAUGAUCUGAAGCCGACUCCCCCUCUUCCUCCUCCUCUUCCUCCUCCUCCGCUCGCACAAAUGUAUAAAGAAGAGAAAUCGCGCUGGGGAGGGGGUUGAUACGCUGAAGCCGAAAUCGAGAGGCGAGCCCAGGAAAGAGGAGUAUUUUGUACACGGGACUUUCCCCUCCUUCGUCCCUGAAAAGGAGGGGAAAAAGUCGAAUUUUGAAGGCCACGAACAGGACGAGGCUUCCUUAUAGGCGCCGACGCCUAUCUUUGUGGAAAUAUAUCAUUUUUUUAUUUAAAGAAAUAUGGCCGAUAACCUUCUUGAUUCUGGCCCGCCUGCAGCCAAGAGGCCUAAACUCUCCUCUCCGGCACUUUCUGUCUCCGCCAGCGAUGGAAACGAUCUCGGCUCACUAUUUGACCUGGAGCAUGAUCUACCAGAUGAGCUUAUCAACUCCUCUGAGCUAGCUUUGCCAAAUGGAGGGGAUCUUGGGCAGCUCCACACCAGCCAUGGUGGAAGUGGAGCAGCAGGCGGUGGGCUCGGAGGGGUCGGCACGACUGGUCAAGAUGCAGCUGCCAAGCACAAACAACUCUCUGAGCUGCUCCGAUCUGGAGCACCAUCUGUAGCAGCGCAACAUCAACAAGGAGGCAGUCCAGGUGGUGUGUCUAUGGGGCUUAUGGGGAGCAUGAAGGCAUCCCCAGGCCCGCAGAACUUGGUGCCUCAGGGGCAGCAGCACCUCUCCCCUCAGCAAACAAACCUGAUUCAGCAGCAUCAGAUGGCGGGGAUGAUUGGUGGCAUGAACAGGACUAUGCUUGUACCUCAAAAAGGUACUGGCCAGCAGCAAAUAGGGACCCAUACAUCUCAGCAACAAGGCAUGAUGGGUGGACAGAUUAUGAAUGGCACACCCAGAAUGAGUUACCCCAAUCCAGGAAUGGGCAGUAACAGUAACCUGUUGGCUGACACCCUGCAGCAGGCAGCAGGAGGCCAAGGUGGACUUAGAGCACAGCAACCUGGAGCAUUAAACAAGAUGGGGAUGAUGGGAGGUGCAGGCACCUAUGGAGGUCCCUAUAAUCCAAAUGCAGUUCAGAUGCAGAGUGGUGGAGGGCUUGCCCCGCAGCUCAUGAACAAACCAAAUAUAUCUAACAACUUGUCUCAAUUCAACAUGGACAAAAAACCCCAGUCUAUGCUAGGCAUGCCAUCAUUGGCUCCCCAGCAGUCAGCAGCUGGUGGUGCUGGAGGGGCAGCAGGAAUGGUACCUAAUACCCAGGGCGGGCUUGGUCCAUCAUCGGCCGCAUCAGUAGGAGCAGGAGUUCCUCCUACAGCUGACCCAGAAAAACGGAAACUCAUACAACAGCAGCUGGUUCUCCUGCUCCAUGCCCACAAAUGCCAGAGGCGGGAGCAAGCUAACGAUGAGAUGCGCCAAUGUAACCUGCCCCACUGCCGCACUAUGAAGAAUGUCCUCAACCACAUGACUCAUUGCCAGGCUGGCAAAUCCUGCCAGGUGGCACAUUGUGCCUCAUCGCGACAGAUAAUCUCCCAUUGGAAGAACUGUACAAGGCAUGACUGCCCUGUGUGUUUGCCACUGAAGAAUGCAGGAGAUAAGCGGAAUCAACAGUCCCUUCUAAGCACUGCUAAUGUGGGCUUAGGCACAGCUUUGGGUACUGCACCAGGUGGCCCACACAAUGCUCCUAAUCUUAACACUCCAGGUCAGAUAGACCCCAGCUCUAUUGAGAGGGCCUAUGCAGCUCUGGGACUCACCUACCAGGGUAACCAGGCACCCUCUCAACCUGCUCAACAACCAUCUAGGCCACUCAGCAGUAUGGGUGGAAGCCCAAUGGGUGUGAAUGGGGCUGUUGGUGGCCAGCCACAGAGUCAACAGUCUAACCUCCAAGAUCCUAUGCUGCAUGUCAACAUGAAUGCUCAAAAUAUGCUGAAUGAUGCUAGUGCUUUGGGCAAUAUGGGCUCACUGUCGUUGGCCAGUCCAGCUUCUGUUGCUGGCAUGAAAAAGAACUGGCAUGAGGACAUCACCCAGGAUCUGCGCAACCAUCUUGUCCACAAACUUGUCCAGGCCAUCUUCCCGACUCCAGAUCCAGCUGCACUGAAGGACAGGCGCAUGGAGAAUCUAGUGGCUUAUGCCCGUAAAGUAGAGGGGGACAUGUAUGAAUCUGCAAACAGCAGGGCAGAGUACUAUCACUUACUAGCAGAGAAAAUCUACAAGAUACAGAAGGAACUAGAAGAGAAACGGAGGAUGAGGUUGCAAAAACAGGGUAUGAUGCCCACUCAGCCUGGAGUGCCUCCUACUGGGAUGCAGCAGGGACCCCCUGGCAUGGGUCAGCAAGGACCACUAACAGGACUUCCCCCAAAUGGCCCCGUAUCGGAUCCAUCAGUGGUGCGGCCCUCUGGACCAAACCAAAUGGUUAGCAGGAUGCAGAACCCUGCAGGAAUGAAUCCAUUUAAUCAAAUGCAGCCCAUGGGUCAGAGGUCCACUCCUCCUCUUCCACUUAGUACGGCUCUCAGCCAGAUGCCUACAGGGUCUUCGAGGAUGGCCCCAACUAAUGUUGCACAAAUGCAAAAUCAGUAUCUUCCAUCCGGCCAGUUUCAGAGUUCAGCACCAAUGCAUGGCACUGGGCCAGUUGGUAUGCCACAGCCUGGCCCUCAGAGUGGCAUGUCCCAGCAUGCUUCCAUUCCGACAUCACCAUUGUUGCCAGCCGGUAGUCCUUUAGCUCAGCCUGCCUCUAUUGGGGGACUGGGUAGUGGGGUGUCAGUGGGCUCUCUGGCUCCUAACAAUGGUGUUGGAGUGCCUCCAUCAUCCACCACAUCUCAGUCUAUCAGCCUUUCACACUGUCCAGCUGUGCGACAGAGCUCUCCUUCUCCAGCACGCAGCCGUACACCCACACCACACCUUACACCCCCUCCAAGCCUACCAGGUUCACAAACGCCACAGCCUCACACACCCAGUUUGCCCCACUUGAACACUGGUGCCAGUCAGCAGCAUCAACCUCAGUCUGCUAACACUGAAAAAGCCAUGCAACUACAGCAGCCAUUAGGAGGUGCUCCCUCAACACCAAACACUGCUCUGGCACCUCAACAUCCACCCACUCCACUAUCCCAGAAGGGUUCUCUGCCAGUAGAUGGGCAGGCUGCUACUCCUGCUUCUGUAAGCAGUGCUGAGGCAUCCAGCCAGCAGGUUCCCUCAGAUGUUGCUGCCACCCUUGAGCCCAAGGUAGAGCAUGAAGAGGAAGAGGAAGAUGCAGAUGAGGAGGAGUCGUUGACUGGGGGAAGGACUGGAAAAAAGGGAGAUGUAAAGUCUGAGGAAAAGCCUGAGAUAAAGAAGGAAGAGCCAUCAGGUGAUGGAUGUAAAAGUAUUCCUAUGGAAACAUCUAUGGCAGCAAAGGAGGACAAAAAGCCUGAAUUAAAGACUGAGCCCAAAGAGGAAGAAAUUGGUUCAGGCACCCCCAGCACUCCAGCUGGAAUACCUAAUAAAAAGAAAAUUUUCAAACCUGAGGAGUUGAGACAGGCUCUAAUGCCCACACUGGAGUCUCUUUAUCGACAGGACCCUGAGUCUCUUCCUUUCCGCCAGCCUGUGGAACCAUCACUCCUGGGAAUACCUGAUUAUUUUGACAUUGUUAAGAAUCCUAUGGACUUGUCUACUAUAAAGCGCAAGCUUGACACAGGCCAAUAUCAAGAUCCAUGGCAAUAUGUGGAUGACAUCUGGCUCAUGUUCAACAAUGCCUGGCUCUAUAACCGCAAGACUUCACGAGUGUACAAGUACUGCUCUAAACUGUCAGAAGUGUUUGAGCAAGAGAUAGACCCAGUCAUGCAGAGCCUUGGUUAUUGCUGUGGGAGAAAGUGGGAAUUCUCCCCUCAAACUUUAUGCUGCUAUGGCAAGCAGCUUUGCACUAUACCACGAGAUGCUGCUUACUUUAGUUACCAGAACAGUUCACCAAAAUAUGGACUUCUUGCUGACAGGUACCACUUCUGUGAGAAGUGUUUCAACGAGAUCCAGGGAGAAAGCGUGUCCCUAGGGGAUGACCCAUCCCAGCCGCAGACAUCCAUUAACAAGGACCAGUUUGAAAAGAAAAAGAAUGACACACUAGAUCCUGAGUUCUUUGUGGAAUGUAUGGACUGUGGCCGUAAAAUGCAUCAGAUCUGUGUUCUGCACCAUGAGACAAUUUGGCCUUCAGGCUUUGUCUGUAACGAGUGCCUGAAAAAGUCCAACAAGACCCGCAAAGAAAAUAAAUAUUGUGCUAAGAGGCUACCCCAGACUAAACUGGGCAACUUCUUAGAAACUCGUAUUAAUGAUUUUCUGAAGCGUCAAAACCACACAGAGUCUGGUGAAAUCACUAUUCGUGUUGUCCAUGUCUCUGAAAAGGUGGUAGAAGUCAAACCAGGAAUGAAGGCCAGAUUUGUGGACAGUGGGGAGAUGCCGGAGUCCUUUCCAUAUAAAUCAAAAGCUCUAUUUGCCUUUGAGGACAUUGGUGGUGCUGAUGUCUGCUUCUUUGGCAUGCAUGUGCAGGAAUACAGCUCAGAUUGUCCACACCCUAAUCAAAGACGGGUAUACAUAUCCUACUUGGACAGUGUUCAUUUCUUUCAGCCACGUUCUUUAAGAACAGCAGUAUACCAUGAGAUUCUUAUUGGGUAUCUGGAAUAUGCCAAAAAGUUAGGGUAUACUACAGGCCAUAUUUGGGCCUGCCCUCCAAGUGAGGGAGAUGACUACAUCUUUCACUGUCACCCUGCAGACCAAAAGAUACCAAAGCCUAAGCGGCUGCAGGAGUGGUACAAGAAGAUGCUGGAUAAAGCUGUAACAGAGCGAAUUAUACAUGACUAUAAGGACAUUUUCAAGCAGGCGACAGAGGAUCGUCUCACUAGUGCCAAAGAGCUGCCUUAUUUUGAGGGUGACUUCUGGCCCAAUGUGCUUGAAGAGAGCAUUAAGGAGUUGGAACAGGAGGAAGAGGAGAGAAAACGGGAGGAGAACAGUACUUCCAGUGAAAGUGUAGAUGCUACAAAGGGUGACAGCAAGAAUGGCAAGAAAAAGAACAAUAAAAAGACGAGCAAGAACAAAAGCAGUCUGAGCCGAGCCAACAAAAAGAAACCAGGGAUGCCAAAUGUGUCAAAUGAUUUGUCACAAAAACUUUAUGCCACCAUGGAGAAGCAUAAAGAGGUGUUCUUUGUCAUUCGGCUGAUUGCUGGGCCCAAUUCCAAUGCUCUUCCACCAAUCAUGGACCCUGAUCCAUUAAUGGCAUGUGAUUUGAUGGAUGGACGAGAUGCUUUCCUUACAAUAGCGCGGGACAAACACUUGGAAUUUUCUUCAUUGAGGAGGUCCAAAUGGAGUUCUAUGUGUAUGCUUGUAGAGCUGCACAACCAGAGCCAAGAUCGAUUUGUCUAUACCUGUAAUGAAUGCAAACACCAUGUUGAAACACGUUUCCACUGCACUGUAUGUGAGGACUAUGACCUUUGCAUCACUUGCUACAAUACAAAAGGCCAUGAGCACAAGAUGGAGAAGCUGGGCCUGGGAUUGGAUGAUGAGAGCAACAGCCAGGCAGCUGCGUCCAUGCAGAGCCCUGGUGACUCGCGCCGGCUUAGCAUUCAGCGUUGCAUUCAGUCUCUUGUACAUGCUUGCCAGUGCCGGAAUGCCAACUGCUCACUUCCAUCUUGUCAAAAGAUGAAAAGAGUUGUCCAGCACACAAAGGGCUGCAAGCGCAAAACCAAUGGAGGCUGCCCUAUCUGCAAGCAACUUAUUGCACUUUGCUGUUACCAUGCUAAACACUGCCAAGAGAACAAGUGUCCUGUGCCUUUCUGUCUAAACAUCAAGCAGAAACUGCGUCAACAGCAGCUUCAGCACCGGGUUCAGCAGGCCCAGAUGCUUCGGAGAAGGGUAGCUAGUAUGCAAAGAACAGGCCAACCACUAAUUGGUGGAAAUGAAGGGUUGCCAUCACCUAGCAACAAUGGCACUAGUGGCCCAGGGACCCCCACAUCAAGUACUCAACCGCCUGCUUUACAGCCAACCUCUCAGCAGUGUCCAAUUCCUGUCCCCCAAGCUGGAGUUGCAGGGGGUCCUCAGCAGCUUGCAGGAAUAGUGCAGCAGCAUCAAUUCCAGCAGAUACCUGUUGGUGGUGGGAUGAUUAACUCUCCACAGCAACAGAUGAUUCAACAACCACCACCACCACCACAGCCUCCCUCAGUACAGCAGCUUCAGCAUCCCAACAGCCUUCCUCCUUAUGUACAGAGACCUCCAAGUUCGUCCCCCCUUUCACAAUCUAUAGGGAAACCUUCCAUGGGCCCAGCCGGUCAUCCCCAGCAACAACAGUCAAACCAAGGACAGUCAGCAUUUUCUCAACAGCAGCCCUCUGGUCCUCCUCCGGCAGCCCUGGAAAUGGCUUUAAAAAUUCAACGUGUGGCAGAGACACAAAGGCAAAUGGCUAAACACAAAAGCAUGCAGAUGAUGGCACCACCACCACUGCACCAGGGCCCUCAGACUCAAAACCCGAUGGGUCUGAACCAUCCUGGGGCAGGGAUGGUGGGGCCCCAAGGAUUAAACCCCCAGGCACAAUCCACUGUUUCCAGGGCUCAAAUGGAGCAGCAGCAAGGUGUGGUAUCAGCUGGCAUUCAGCAACAAGGAGGACAUCAUAACCAACUUCCUUCACAAGUGCAAAUGCAGCAAGCUCCACAGGGUGGGCCCCAGAUCCAGCCUUCACAGCAGCAGUGGGGGCCCCCUGGCAUGCCCCCUCAGCAGCGACCAGCAAUGAUGAGUCAAAUGGGUCAUGCAGGAAUGGGUUCUGGGCAACAACCACAGCAGGUGGUGCAACAGCAACUUUCCCAGCAACAGGGGCAAACAGGAGUGAUGGGUAUGAUGGGUGGUCCAGGUGGAGCUACAAACCCAGGGACUGGUAAUGGAGGUCUCCUUCAGAGUGCUUUGCAAGACCUUCUUAGAACUCUGCGUUCUCCGAGUUCUCCCCUUCAACAGCAACAGGUCUUGAAAAUAUUGCGCUCGAAUCCUCAACUUAUGGCAACAUUUGUCAAGCAGCGUGCACCAAAAUACCUUGGUAGGGGUGGGCCUGGUGCAGGUGGUGCAGGCCCAGCAGGCAUGGAAAGCCAACAGUUAAAUGUAAAUACAGUAGGCAGUCAACCAGGUAUGCACUUAGGCCAGGGGCCUGGGAUGCCUCCAACUAAUCCUCUUCAGCAGCAGCAGCAGCAGCAGCAGCAACAACUUCAGCAGCAGCAGCAGCAACAACUUCAGCAGCAGCAGCAGCAACAACUUCAGCAGCAGCAGCAGCAACAACUUCAGCAGCAGCAACAACUUCAGCAGCAGCAACAACUUCAGCAGCAGCAGCAGCAGCAACAACUUCAACAGCGUUCCCUUAUGGGUGUAAAUAUGCAGCAGCAGCAGCAAAUGGCUAUGCAGCAGCAACAUGGUGUUAUGCCAGGUCAAGGCACAAACAUUGCUAAUAUGUCUCCCCAGUUCAAAGAAUUCAUGAGGAAACAUUUGCUGCAGCAGCAGCAGCAGCAGAUGGGAAACCUUGGUCAGUUUCAACAUCCCCAAUCACAACAGCAACAAGGUUAUCUUGGCCAGCCUGGGAUGCAGCCUCAGCAGCCAGGUCAAGCUCAAGCUGGGGGACUUCCGCAACAGCAAGGAGGCCCGCAGGCUGGGCUGCAACAAAAUUAUUCAGGAUCCAUGUCUCCGCAGGUGGUAGCAGCUUUACAACAGAGAUUGCAGCAGCAACAACAACAGCAGCAGCAGAAUGCAAUGAGUGGGCUCCAAGGGAAUGAUGGUGGUAAUUCACUUCAGCAGCAGCAGCAACUCCAGCCUCCACAAGGUGGUUCUCAGCCCCAGCCUUCCCAGGCUAUUAUUCAGCAAACUCUGCAUCAAAGACUUCUUCAGCAGCAGCAACAGCAUCUAGGUGGUGGGUCCCCUGCUCAGCAUAAUAAUCCCAUGAGCCCUCAACAACCAAUAUCCAAGUCUCCACAUUUACAAGGCCAACAGCUGUCAACUUCUCUUAGCAACCAGGUGCGGUCACCCCAGCCAUCACCCCGGCCCCAGUCUUUGCCACCAAACUCGAGUCCAUCUCCUCGCAUGCAACCCCAGCCUUCUCCACAUCGUAUCUCUCCCCAAACAGGUUCACCACACCCUGGUCAUCUCCCCCCACAUCACACUGGCAUGGUAGCACCUCCACAACAGCAGUCUCAGCAGCAACAACAGGCUAAUGCUAUGGACCAAGCUCCAUUUGGGUCAGAUCAGAAUGCCAUGCUUUCACAGCUUGGUGGAAUGGGGCCUCUGCAUGGGCAAGGAGCUGACCUGCUGGCUGGCAACAACCAAGACAUGGGGACAAAUAUUAAUCACAGCUCAUUAAAUUUAAUGUAGCAUUACAGUCCUCAAAACACUUAACAGGAAUGGGUUGCAAUUUUAAAAUUUACUGUUGCUCUCAUUAGUGUUAUUAUUUAAUAUUUUUGAUGUAAAUGAAAAGACUACACCUUCCUAUGGGAGAUACUACAUUAAAUGAGCAAAUUAAUAAGUUAAAUGAAUGGUAAGUUAUUGCUGUUAAUAUAUGCAUAUAUUUUUAGCCAAUUGCGUUCAAAAAGGUUCUGGGUGAAAGGAUGGGAAUAUCCUCCCUAUUUGACAAGUACUAUUUUUGAGGAUGACUGCCUUUUUAUAAAUAUUUUUUUAAGAUUUUAAAUGCAUAAAAUUAAAGAGAAAAUUGUGUUCACACAAUAGACCGUUGUUGUUUUUCCUCCAUACACAUAGAAUAUUGUGCCCAUUUUUGAAAGUGUUAAUUACCAUCUGCAGUUAGUGAUUGAACAUUUUUUAAAGUUAUUUAUUGCCUUCAUGUUUGUAGUUCAACUAAAUCCCUACAGGACAAUUAAUUAAAUAUUCUAUUUAAAGUGGUUAUAAUUGGUAAUGUAUGUAUUAUAAGCAGAACCCAGGAAAAACUUUCAAACCUGAUAUAUUUUUUUAUUUUUGGUAUAUUCUUAAGGGAAUUUUUGGGCCUUAUGUUUUGAGUGAAACUUGCAUUGUAUGGCUUUGCCCCCUUGAUGACAUUGCAUGGGGUGGUUUUUUUUUUUGGGAGGGGGGGUGGUUAACGCAUGUCUCAAUUUUCCCCACGACUAUACACUUUGUCCUUUGAAUGUGUGCUGCAAUUUUAUUUUAUUUUUCUUCUUUUUUCCCCCCUUCAUUCUAUCUCUUUAUAAUUCAAAUGGUACUAGAACUGCUCACACUACAGCUGUGCUAUAAUCAUAGGAUACACUGCAGUCACUUCUACCAUUAAGCUUAAAAUCUUGUGGGGUAAAUUUGAUUUCUUAUGUCAAACUUGAUGGUUUUUUGGGGUUUUUUGCCAUCUCACUGAUUUGAUGUCCUCACUCCUCUCUGUCCAGGAAGGAUGUAUUUUCCCUUUUGAUGUUUGGGACUUUGGGAUUUCAGACGUCUUUUUCCUACUGUGUAAAGAAAUUCUGGACUUUUUUUUGUUGUUUUGUUUUUUUAUUAAGUAAUAAAAUGUCAUGGAACUGGA
This is a messenger RNA of Silurus meridionalis, 9620 nucleotides long. RefSeq names its product E1A binding protein p300 a (gene ep300a). Gene Ontology annotation, biological process: positive regulation of transcription by RNA polymerase II. Bases 428 to 8479 code for a protein of 2683 amino acids. NCBI's taxonomy places the organism in Eukaryota, Metazoa, Chordata, Actinopteri, Siluriformes, Siluridae. Gene Ontology annotation, cellular component: histone acetyltransferase complex; transcription regulator complex; nucleus. Gene Ontology annotation, molecular function: transcription coactivator activity; protein binding; chromatin DNA binding. The transcript is spliced from 31 exons. The record is from RefSeq and is a predicted model, not a curated record.